AUGGAAAAAUUAAAUUCAACUAUUCACUCGGCUUUAUCUACUGUGCUGGUCAAAAAAUUGACAAAAAAUUGUAUAAACACAAUCGCAGAUUUUCUUCAAGAAGAUGUUGAAAAGAUAUCAAAAAUUACAAAAUUAGAUGUAGUUUGUAUAUUAGAUAUACGAGAUAUUAUUUUUAAAAAAUAUUCCGCCCCAUCAAUCGCUGGGACAACUUUACGUACCAAAUAUUUAACUGAAAAAAGAUAUCUGGAAACUGGUAUUAAAAGAUUGGAUACAAUUUUAAAUGGGGGUAUUCCAAUUGGAUUUCUAACUGAAGUGUGUGGCUUAGCUGGUUCCGGGAAAUCUCAGUUAUGUAUGCAACUAGCAAUUAACAGUGCAAAGCCGUCUAAUUCUGUAAUUUACAUUGAUACAAAAGGAGAUUUUUCAGCAGUUAGAAUACAAAAAAUCUUAGAAGCUCAUGGGCUAUCACACAAGGAAAUGGCAAUUAUCAUGCUGAACAUCAAUAUAGUGCAAAUUUUUUCAAUGAAUGAUCUUAUAAGUUUAUUAGAAUCAAUAAAAACUAAAAAGAUAGUUUUUGAUUGUUUAUCUCUUGUAAUAUUAGAUUCACUACCAUGUUUAAUGUUCCAGCAUUUUGGCGACAAUAAUAAAAUUGGUUUGAAGUUUCUUAACAUGUUUGUUAACCUUGCAAGAUGUAUUAGUAAUGAAUUUAGGACAUGUUUUAUAUGUGUUAAUAUUGAAACCAGAUGGGUUGAUCAAGAACAAGUACCAGAUUUAGAUGAUGAGGACGAUAAUUUUGGAGAACCUGCUUACUUCGAAAUAAAAAAUAGGUGUUUGGGAAAGUAUUGGCGACAUAUUCCUGUGCAGGUGUUAUCUCUUCAAAGAGCGUUUGAAUCAGAGACUAAAAAUUGCAUAAAUAUAAAUGUAAUAGCUGAAAAUUAUAAUAAUCCAUGUUCUAAACUUCAGUGCCCAAUAUCAAUAAAUUAUUCGGGAGUAUUUUAA
Molecule: messenger RNA, 996 nt
Organism: Pieris macdunnoughi
Lineage: Eukaryota; Metazoa; Arthropoda; Insecta; Lepidoptera; Pieridae
Source: the annotation of a GenBank genome assembly